Molecule: messenger RNA, 714 nt
Organism: Lachancea nothofagi CBS 11611
Lineage: Eukaryota; Fungi; Ascomycota; Saccharomycetes; Saccharomycetales; Saccharomycetaceae
Source: the annotation of a GenBank genome assembly
AUGGCCAAAUCUCGCUUUGAGUACGUACGGCAGUUCGAGUCGCACGAUACUUUACUUCCAGAAACGUACAUAGUUGUGAGGAUUGAUGGUAAGAAAUUUCACCAUUUCUCUAAACAUUACGAAUUCGAGAAACCGAACGAUGUCCGAGCAUUGAACUUGAUGAACGCGAGUGCUAAAAAUGUCAUUUCAAAGUACAGGACCGAUAUUAUCUGUGCAUUUGGAGAAAGUGACGAGUUCUCCUUCAUCUUGAAGAAAAACACUGCUUUGUUCAAAAGGCGACAAGAUAAAUUGAGUUCACUUUUCGUUUCGCUCUUCACCGCCAACUACGUGGCAUUGUGGAGCAAGUUUUUCCCAAACACAGAGCUAGACUACAAGCACCUUCCCUUUUUCGACUCACGCUGUGUAUGCUACCCAAAUUUAACGACCAUAAAGGACUAUCUAUGCUGGCGAUUUGUUGAUACCUAUAUCAAUAAUCUGUACAACACUGUGUUUUGGCAACUGAUCAUAAAGUGCGGUUUAACUCCCCAAGAAUCAGAGCAGAAGCUUUCUGGGACCCUUAGCAGCGACAAGCAGGAAAUACUAUUCACAGACUGUGGCAUUAAUUACAACAACGAGCCUGAAAUGUUCAGAAAAGGCUCGCUUAUAAGCAAUAAGGGAGAUAUUUCUCACGUUGACGUUGUGAAACUCAUAGAAACUCUAUUCGCAAAUUAUUAA